AUGAGUGAAAUAGGUUUCAUUUCUCAUCCCCCGCCUAAGCCAGAUUUCUGGAUUUAUUUUGCCAGUCAUUUAAGAAAGGGAUGGGUUCAGUGGGCCAUUGUUUUUGUUCCCUUCAUUCUAUUUGCGCUUUACUUGAAAUUAACUAUGCCUACACCCUCAACUAAUGAAAAAGAAGGUCCAGAGCAAGAAGAAGCAAGGUUUAAUGAUAUGAAAAUGAAAAACGAACAUAAAACGAAGGAUGGGCAGAAGAAAGGUUCACAAAAUUAA
Plasmodium malariae is the source of this 267-nucleotide messenger RNA. Its product is annotated as conserved Plasmodium protein, unknown function. The coding region runs from base 1 to 267 and encodes 88 amino acids. The record is from RefSeq and is a predicted model, not a curated record. NCBI's taxonomy places the organism in Eukaryota, Apicomplexa, Aconoidasida, Haemosporida, Plasmodiidae. The transcript is spliced from 3 exons.